AUGGCAAAUGAGAAUGGCGACGCCCCCGACACCAGUGCUUCCCCGCCGCUGCUGAAGCCGCGAGGGCGACUACCGCAACGCCGCUACGCCGUCACCCCUGCCGCCGCCAGCGAGUACAAGCGGGUGGCGCUGACGUUCGUGGCGGCGUUCUGGGACGACCCGUUUGUCAACUAUGUCCUCCGCACCGAGCGGCUCUCGCCGACGGCCAAGCGGGCAUUAUACUCCGCCUACUACACCCACGCCGUGUGGGAGUGUUUCGCUUUGGGUGGCACCGUAUGGGUGGUCAGAGACGUUGACCACGAAGCCGAGCUCGCAAACAGCGCCGCCACCCACGUGCGACGCGGCGCUACCACCGUGUUUGUGGCAGCAGCCACCUGGUACAACGUCUACGGCGACCGCCGCUACCACGACUUGGACUUGGGGGUGGUGGCGCUGCUCUUGCUGCGCCACUACGUGCGUGUCGAGGUGCUCACGUGGUGGUACCAGUGUCGCCGCCGCCUUAGCGGCGCCAUGAAGCGGCUCGCGGCGGUGCGCGAUUCUUACGUUACCCGCCACCAGUUGGUUAGCGACGAUACGGUACUCUGGUAUCUUGAUGACUUAGGCGCAGUACCUGAAGUCCACGGCCAAGGUGUAGGCACGCAAUUGCUCAGUCACUGUCUUGAGCAAUUGCGCCAGCCCCACGCCGUGUUCUAUUUAGAGCUGAGUAACGUCGCCAACCGCGGCUUUUACCGUAAACACGGGUUUGAAAUUGUCGACCUGGAAGACGUCAGUCGCGGUAAGAGUAAACUGCCAAUCGUCGUGGACGCCAUGGUGCGGGCGAAUUGA
Diutina rugosa is the source of this 825-nucleotide messenger RNA. RefSeq lists its product as uncharacterized. Lineage: Eukaryota; Fungi; Ascomycota; Pichiomycetes; Serinales; Debaryomycetaceae. Gene Ontology annotation, molecular function: acyltransferase activity, transferring groups other than amino-acyl groups. The coding region runs from base 1 to 825 and encodes 274 amino acids. The record is from RefSeq and is a predicted model, not a curated record. The transcript has a single exon.